This is a messenger RNA of Fraxinus pennsylvanica, 2286 nucleotides long. Lineage: Eukaryota; Viridiplantae; Streptophyta; Magnoliopsida; Lamiales; Oleaceae. The record is from the annotation of a GenBank genome assembly.
AUGGGGGAGACUAGGGAGUCCUUGGUAUCAAAUAGUUCGGGCUUCAAGAGGUCAUUGAGAAAGAAAAACGGUGUAAGGAAUUAUGAUGAGAAUUUGAUGGAUGAGUAUAUAGAGAGCCAUUUGGGUGCUUCUUUGAGGAAAAAGAACAGAACACAGGAGGAUUUGGAGAAAGAAACAGAGAUUGAGGCCAUGAUAGCACUAUCUUUGGGAUUCCCAAUAGAUGAGUUACUACGCGAGGAAAUUGAGGCUGGAGUUGUGAGUACAUUGGGCGGAAAAGAACAAAAUGAUUAUAUUGUUGUGAGAAACCACAUACUUACGAAGUGGAGGGACAAUGUUAGGUCAUGGCUUUCAAAAGGGCAAAUAAAAGAAAGUGUGAGUAAUGAGUAUGCACAGUUGAUAAAUGCGGCUUAUGACUUUCUUUUAAAUAAUGGAUACAUAAAUUUUGGGGUUUCACCAGCGUUUGAGUCUCAGAAUCCUCAUGAAGCCAUACAAGGGUCUGUAAUAAUUGUUGGCGCUGGACUCUCUGGGUUGGCAGCAGCAAGGCAGCUGAUGUCUUUUGGUUUCAAAGUGAUGGUCCUUGAAGGUAGGAACCGACCGGGGGGAAGAGUUUAUACUCAAAAGAUGGGUCAAAAGGGUAAUUACGCUGCUGUUGAUCUUGGUGGCAGUGUUAUAACUGGUAUCCAUGCCAACCCUUUGGGGGUUUUGGCUAGGCAACUGUCCAUUCCUCUUCAUAAGGUUAGAGAUAAAUGCCCGCUGUACAAGCCUGACGGAACACCUGUUGACAAAGAAAUUGAUUCCAAAAUUGAGCUCAUUUUCAAUAAGAUGCUUGACAAAGUCACUCAAUUGAGAGAAUUUAUGGGUGGAUUUGGUAGCGAUAUUUCUUUAGGUUCAGUUUUGCAGACACUUAAACUAUUAUAUUCUGUGGCUAGAAGUGACGAGGAAAAGCAACUUCUUGAUUGGCAUUUUGCUAACUUGGAAUAUGCCAAUGCUGGAAACCUCGUGAACCUUUCAGCUGCUUAUUGGGAUCAGGAUGACCCUUAUGAGAUGGGAGGAGAUCACUGCUUUCUUGCAGGUGGAAACGGGAAAUUAAUUAGAGCAUUAUGUGAGGGAAUUCCUAUCUUGUAUGAAAAGAAAGUUCAGACCAUUAUAUAUGGUGAUGAAGGAGUUGAGGUCAUUUCCGGAAACCAAGUGUUUCAAGCAGAUAUGGUCCUGUGCACUGUUCCUCUUGGGGUCCUUAAAAAGAGAACUAUCAUCUUUGAACCAGAGUUACCUGAAAAGAAGCUUGCAGCAAUAGAAAGACUGGGAUUUGGGUUGCUCAAUAAGGUUGCCAUGGUAUUCCCUUAUGUAUUCUGGGGGGAGGACAUGGAUACAUUUGGAUGUCUUAGCAAACUGAGUUACAAGCGGGGAGAAUUCUUUCUGUUCUACAGUUACCAUACUGUUUCUGGGGGUCCUGUCCUGGUUGCACUGGUGGCUGGGGAAGCUGCACAAUCUUUUGAAUAUGCAGACCCCUCUGCCUCUCUUCACCAGGUUUUGGGUAUUCUCAAAGGCAUAUAUGGUCCAAAGGGAAUUGACGUGCCUAAUCCUUUACAAUCCAUAUGUACAAGAUGGGGAACUGAUCCUUUUUCUUUUGGCUCAUAUUCACAUGUCAGAGUGAAGUCAUCUGGCAACGAUUAUGACAUACUUGCAGAAAGUGUGGGAAGCCGUUUGUUUUUUGCUGGUGAGGCCACAAUUAGGCAACACCCUGCCACCAUGCAUGGUGCCUAUCUCAGUGGUCUACGAGAAGCUUCACGCAUACUCCGAGCUUCAAGGGCACAGCAAAAUAAUCCUAUGAAGUGCAUACAGAGGAAUAUUGGACCCAGCGAUGAUACUUUAUUGGAUCUAUACAAGAAACCUGAUCUAGCAUUUGGGAAAUUUUAUUUUGUCUUUGAUCCUUUGUCCCAGGACCCAAAAUCGUUCGGGAUUAUGAGAGUGUCUUUAGGGAAGUCCUGCAGGGAAUGCAGUAUUGAACACUGUAGUUUGGAGAAAAGAGAAGAUAACUGUCAACAUUUGCUAAAUGAACCACUUCAGCUUUAUACAGUAAUAUCUCGCGAACAGGCACUAGAGUUGCAGCAGGUGGCUGGAGGAAGCAAAAAUCAAAUGUCGUACUUGUUCAAAAAUCUCGGCCUGAGGCUAGUGGGCGCCAAUGGAUUAGGACUUUUGGGCAACUCCGUGAUAUCUAACAUUGUUAGUGCACGAAGAGGCAGAAGUCGGUUCCGCAUGUCUUCUAUACAGCAAAAUGCCGUAUAG